Oryzias latipes (Japanese medaka) is the source of this 4094-nucleotide messenger RNA. It is a transcript of the gene clockb, whose product is annotated as clock circadian regulator b. Gene Ontology annotation, biological process: circadian regulation of gene expression; regulation of transcription by RNA polymerase II. Gene Ontology annotation, molecular function: protein dimerization activity; DNA-binding transcription factor activity, RNA polymerase II-specific; E-box binding. Gene Ontology annotation, cellular component: CLOCK-BMAL transcription complex; nucleus; cytoplasm. NCBI's taxonomy places the organism in Eukaryota, Metazoa, Chordata, Actinopteri, Beloniformes, Adrianichthyidae. The record is from RefSeq and is a predicted model, not a curated record.
CUGAGUAUGUGUGUAAAUACAUCUGCCGCGAAAAUAUUUCCACCUUCGGUGGUUUGGAGCGUUUGUCACGCGGUCGUAUUUGGGUUUUUGCCGGUUUCCUUGAUAACUAGCAGCGCUGUUGGUAUUGAAGCUAAGUUUGUGUCUUUCACUCACUCAGUGGAGCAAAAGCUGUGUUUUUGGAGAUUAUUAUUUUGUCUUCAAUGUCAGUUGUUGUUGCGUGACAGCUCCAGGCGCGGCGUCAGCUUAACUUAAAGGGAAAAAAACUGAGCUCUGUUUAAUUUUUACUUUAUUUCGCGUGUCGUAAAGCCUUCACCUCUCCUUUAGUGUUUUCGGCUGUUAGCAGGCUACGACAAGGACAUUGGGAGAAUUAAACAUCUCAGUCAAACGGUCACUUUUUGGCUCUAGCUUAGUUAGCUUGCUAGCUAGCUACAUGGGUUGCUCCUCCGAUUGUAUAACGACACCUGUGGCAUUAAAAGGUUAAAUGCGUGGAUUUCUCUUUCCUGGAAGGCUAUCAGCAAGUUUCCCCUCCGUUGGACAUUCCAGAGGUUUUGAUUGACCACCCUAACUUUCUUGUGGUCGGUUUUCCAUUCAUGAGCCAAUGACCUCAACACUAAAGAUCACCAUUGAGUCGGCCUUGACCUCGAUCCCUUUCAUCCACCCCUCAGAAAAGAAGUUGAGCUUGUGAAAAGGCUGACGCAGGGUGCUCUUCCAAAUGCCUACCUCACGCCUAAAGAACAGAUUAUUGCAGCAAAAACCCUGAUCAGCAGCAACCAUGACAUCAAGUAUAGGAGAUGAUUGCAGCAUCUUUGAUGGGUUUAUAGAAGAAGAUGAGAAGGACAAGGCAAAACGCGAGUCCCGUAAUAAAUCUGAGAAGAAACGAAGAGACCAGUUCAAUGUCCUCAUCAAGGAACUUGGCACGAUGUUGCCAGGCAACACCAGAAAGAUGGACAAGUCCACCAUUCUGCAAAAAAGUAUCGACUUCCUGUGUAAACACAAAGAGAUUGCAGCCCAGUCGGAAUCAAGCGAGAUCAGACAGGACUGGAAACCUCCUUUUCUCAGCAACGAGGAAUUCACGCAACUUAUGCUGGAGGCUUUGGACGGUUUCUUCAUAGCAAUAAUGACUGACGGGAACAUUCUCUACGUCUCUGAGAGUGUUACAUCAUUGCUCGAACACCUGCCAGCCGACUUGGUGGACCAGAACCUUUUAAACUUCUUGCCGGUUGGAGAACACUCCGAAGUGUACAAGGCUCUGUCCACACACCCCGCUGACCUUGAGAGCCUCAAUACGGAUUACAUGAAGAGUAAAAAUCAUAUGGAGUUCUGCUGUCAUGUGCUGCGAGGGGCCAUCGACCCCAAAGAACCUUCAGUCUACGAAUACGUAAAGUUCAUUGGCAACUUCAAGUCUCUCAACAAUGCAGUUCCAAAUAUGACGAGGAAUGGCUUGGCGGGGGUGCUGCAGAGAUCGCUACAGCCCGCUUUUGAUGACCAGGUGUGCUUUGUUGCAACGGUUCGAUUGGCCAAACCUCAGUUUAUCAAGGAAAUGUGUACCAUAGAAGAACCCAAUGAAGAAUUCACCUCAAGACACAGCAUGGAAUGGAAAUUCCUUUUCUUAGACCACAGGGCUCCGCCCAUCAUAGGCUAUCUACCAUUUGAGGUUCUUGGAACAUCGGGGUAUGACUAUUAUCAUGUGGAUGACUUGGAGAUGCUAGCUAAAUGCCAUGAACACUUAUUGCAGUAUGGGAAAGGAAAGUCAUGCUACUACCGUUUUCUAACAAAAGGUCAACAGUGGAUCUGGCUCCAAACCCAUUACUACAUCACUUAUCAUCAGUGGAACUCUCGCCCAGAGUUUAUCGUCUGUACACACACAGUAGUCAGCUAUGCAGAGGUAAGGGCUGAGCAGCGCAGAGAGCUGGGCAUUGAAGAGUCUAAUCCAGAGGCCAAUGCUGACAAGAACCAGGAUUCUGGCUCAGAGUCUCAACUUAACACCUCCAGCUUGAAGGAAGCUCUGGAGCGGUUUGAAAGCCGAACACCUUCAACAUCGUCACGGAGCUCCCGCAAGUCCUCCUCGCACGUCUCUGACAACACCUGCACUUCCACAGCUCCAAAGCUACACAUGGACACAGCCACGCCUCCUCGGCAGUCAUUAGCCUCCACCAUGGAGAUGACUCCCCAGCGGUGCUCAUCGAUCAGCAGUCAGUCUAUGAGCUCUCAGACAACAGGCCAGAGUGCAAACCCGAGCAUGAUGUCUCAGCAGCAGCAGCAGCAGCAGCAGCAGCAGCAACAACAACAACAAACACAACAACUUCAGACAAAUGUACAGCCUGCCAUGGAGUUUACAGCGCAGGUUAACGCCAUGCAGCACCUUAAGGAGCAGCUGGAGCAGAGGACCAGAAUGAUCCAGGCGAACAUCCAGCGGCAGCAGGAAGAGCUCCGGCACAUCCAAGAGCAGCUCCAGAGAGUCCAAGGGCAGGGCAUACAGCAGAUGUUACAGCAGCAGCAGGGCGGAACGGUAAAUGUACCGCUCUCUCAGGCAGGGGCAGUCCCGCAGACGGCUCCUUUGGCUGGUCAGGUGCAGCAAACCCCAGUAAACUCCGUCCAAUCAGGAACUCUUCAGCUCACCAUUCAGCAGCAGCCGUCUCAGCAUCAACAAAGCAUACAGCAGCAGACCAACACGGCGGCACAGCCUCAGCGACAGUCCCAGCAGUCUUCACAGGCCCAGUCACAGAACCAAGGCUCAGUACCUGCUCCCCUGUACAGCGCCAUGAUGAUCUCCCAGCCAGGGCAGCCAAACGUGCUGCAGAUCAGCACCAGCCUAGCUCAAAACAACACGCAGCAAGGCGCAGCUGUAGCCACCUUCACACAGGACCGUCAGAUUAGAUUCCCUGCAGGGCAGCAGCUGGUGACCAAGCUGGUGACCGCUCCAAUGCAUGCAUGCAGUGCAGUUAUGGUGCCGUCUAUGUUCAUGGGACCGGUUGUAACUCCUUACAACCCCUUUGGUGGGCAGCAGCAGGGGGGCCAGACCCAAACCCUGACUCUUCAACCUGCCCAACAACCCCAAGGUCAGCCUGACAGCCAAAACCAAACCUCUGUAGUGACACAGAACAACCAGCAGGGGCAGCAACAACAACAGCAAUUCCUGCAGGGCACCCAUCUUCUCCACAGUAACCAGUCUGCACAGCUGAUCCUGCGGGCAGCUUUCCCACUCCACCAACAAGGAACUUUCACCCAGGCCACACUUCCUCAGCAGCAACAGCCAGUGCAGCAACAGCAGCAACAGCCAGUGCAGCAGCAGCAGCAGCAACAACAACAACAGCAGCAAAGGCAACACCAACAACAACAGCAGCAACAGCAAAGGCACCAACAGCAAAGGCAGCAACAACCGCAAUCUCACCACCAGAGGCACCAGCAUCAGCUGAAACCACAGCCUCAGAAACAGCCGAAAUCCUCCUCAUUGCACAGGCCUGACACCGUCAACAACCAGCAGUGAAACCUGGAGGUGGAAGAGAAAAGCUGGGAAAUAGGAACUCUAAUCAAUCUGCUGCACUCGUUUGUUUUGGUUGCACAGCUGCCUCAAUUCUCCACUCCCCUUCUGAAAGCUUCUCCCCGUGUUCCUCUGAAUGAAAUGAAUCCUUCAUAGGAAAGUCAGUGAGCCCACUCACCAAAGACUGUCGUUGUGGAUACAGGAUGGAAAUAACAACACAACUUUCAUCCGAUGCAGGAAAAAAAAUGAUCCAUGCAUCUAAUUGGAACAGUAUGACCGCCUCUUCACGUGGGUGUGUUAAUGAGGACUGAACAUGUACAGAUUUACUGUAUGAUAGAAAAAAAAAACUUGUAAAUAUCCAAUAUAGCCUAACAGAAAUGUAGUAUUUUAUAUGAUUGCAUGACAAAAAAAAUAACUGUGUAAGCUUUUAUUAGUCAAUUUGAAAUCUGAAUUUUUACUUUUAAGUGUUUUCUGGUCAAAGACGGAACAGUGAAAUGUUCUCAAAAGCCCUCUGCCCCUUCUCUUAAAAAAAGAAGAAAAAAAAAGAAAAAUUCUCCAGGCUUUAAAAGAUUUCUUGUGGUGAAAAAAAAAAAAACGACUUUUAGGCUUGGGA